AUGACCACAAGCAUUGUUGCCCCCAACUGGCUAUGCAAGCUGCUCGCCGACGCUGGCGUGCCUGACGACGACGUCUUUGCCCCCUAUAUUGUUCAGCUCAUCGAGGACCACGCCAAUGAUGAGCAACACUGCCAAGAGGCUGUUCAAGAAGCUUUGGCCGACGUGCUGGAGGACCAUCGCCCGUCCGACUUUGAGACAGCUGCUCGUGAUGCCACGGCAGCCAUCUUCUCACAGCGCAAAUUGCGCGCCUGGGACAACGACCCACAACUCCUCCAACAGGGCAACCUGCAGCCCGUGCGCUCCCGUGGGUCAUCCAUCUCGGCCGCCCAUUCUCCGCUGACCAAUACCCCACCAGAUGAAGCGGGUGCCAAAUCUAGCUUUGACGCCGCUGUCGAAGCUCAGCAGCGCUAUCGUUUGGCCACCAGCCCCGCCUCUAGUGGCUCGCUCCGAACAAGCAGCCUUGGACAAGUGAAUACGGCUGCUUCUCAACUCAACAUUGACGCGCCCACCUUCAUGCCCUCGGGUCCUUCGCCUCUCUCCUCACCACGCAUGAUGGAGCAUGUACCCAUGCUUGGCCAGUUUUCACUAAGCCCUUUGGAUAGCCAAGUGACCAUGAAUGAGGCCGAGCCAGCCCCUUUCUCCGGCCCAAACGAACUCGGCUCCUUGCUUGGUUCAAAUGGGUCGCUCCACCCUUUUCCUGAGGAUGGUGCGGGAUAUGCCCCGCCCGGCCUACGGUCAUCCCGCACGAACGCUCAAGUUGGCGUUCCAAACGGCUUUGAUCUCCUUGCCUACCAGCAAGCCCGUCAAGAAGAAGGCAAUGGCCACCCCAGUGAUCACGGUUUUGCUGGGGGCAAUGAUUACCAAUCCAUGACAUCCGGUUACGAUGGAAUGGCAAGCCCCUCCCUGGACCCUAUGGGGUUCCCACCUCUUGCCGCUGGCAUGGCCGGCCAUGGCCAUCUUGCUGGACCCUUCAACCCGCAAGAAAGCGCUGAGUUUGACCCGCGAGGCGCCCAAGAAUUCUAUGCCACACCCGCCGACGCAGCAAACAUGUCAAGCGGCUACCCUCAUAGCGGUGGCCUGGAUGGCUAUGAUGACAUGGCCUUUGCUCUUGCUCAAGCGACCGGCGACCAGGAUCAGUACUACAACAUGCUAGCCGAAGAGCAAGGCAUAGGCCUUGAUCCCUUGAUUGAGCAACUUCUCGACUUGCUCAUCACUCAAGAAGACAGUGAUCUCAACGGCCUCAGUCAACUAGAGGAGGACAAGCUUCUCCUGGCCUUUCGCACUCUGCUGGGCAAAGAAGACGAUGCCCCUGCUGAUAGCAAGGACCCCAGCCGCACCGCACGGCGCACCCUUUGCAAAUUCUUCCAGCAAGGGUCAUGCCGUCGCGCUGACUGCUGGUACUCACACGAUCCAGCCGAGGUGCCCUGCAAGUAUUUCCAACGCGGUUGGUGUGUAGCCGGUGAUGCCUGCACCUUUUUUCACGACCGCACCAAUGAAACCUUGAGCAACUACAUGAGUUGGCUCCGCUCGGUGCUCACCGGCGGUCGCGCGACCGUUGAAGCUGUCCUCGGACGCGAAGACGAUUCGCCUGACGUUCAGUACGGCACACUCGAGCACCAGCAAGCAUUCCCCUCCCUGCACGAUGACGGCGAGGCUGGCCAUGGACACGUGGUGACUGGCUGGGAGCCAGCCGGCUCCAACGAGCUCGUCUGGGAUGGUGCCAAGCAGAUUGGCUUUACUCAUCUUCAACAACAGUUCCCAACAAUCUGGAAGGAUGAUAUUAUGGAGGUCUGGCCCGGAGCGAUGUUUUGCAUGCGAGCCAACCACAGACAGAUCAAACCCCCAUUUCGCAACUUGAGCCUAACUUUAUGCACCUCCCCCCCCCCAUCUUCUUUAAUGUUAUCCCACUGUAAAUGUGACGUCAGGUAUUUGCAUCAACGGGCUACAAUACGGCUUUGA
This is a messenger RNA of Monosiga brevicollis MX1, 1959 nucleotides long. RefSeq lists its product as uncharacterized. Gene Ontology annotation, biological process: negative regulation of DNA-templated transcription. The record is from RefSeq and is a predicted model, not a curated record. Bases 1 to 1959 code for a protein of 652 amino acids. The transcript has 3 exons. Gene Ontology annotation, cellular component: nucleus. NCBI's taxonomy places the organism in Eukaryota, Choanoflagellata, Craspedida, Salpingoecidae. Gene Ontology annotation, molecular function: RNA binding; metal ion binding.